Messenger RNA from Manihot esculenta (cassava), 1534 nucleotides. RefSeq names its product B3 domain-containing transcription factor VRN1. Gene Ontology annotation, molecular function: DNA binding. Lineage: Eukaryota; Viridiplantae; Streptophyta; Magnoliopsida; Malpighiales; Euphorbiaceae. The record is from RefSeq and is a predicted model, not a curated record. The transcript has 7 exons. Bases 199 to 1407 code for a protein of 402 amino acids.
UGCACAAAAGUUUGGAGAGUAUCUGUCAAGUCCUGUACUCAUUAAAGUCCCUGGUGGUAGAAUUUGGCAAGUGGAGCUGACCAAAUUUAAUGGUGAGAUCAAACGAUCACUGGAAUCGAAAAAACCAACCAACCACCUGCUUAACACUGAAGAAUAAAAGAAGCAGCAGAGGAAGAAGCCAACUUCCAAGUUCCAACAAUGGCUUCUUGCCCCAGAAGAGACAUGUUCGCGGCAGAAAGGCCCCAUUUUUUCAAGAUAAUUCUUGAGGAGACCAUUCGUGAUAAGAAGCUUGGCGUUCCAAAGAGAUUUGCAAGGAAAUAUGGAGGGUUUCUGUCAAAUCCAGUAGUCCUUAAAGUCCCUGGUGGUAGAAUUUGGCAAGUGGAGGUGACCAAAUUUGAUGGUGAGGUAUGGUUUCAGAAUGGCUGGCAAGGAUUCCUGGAAUAUUACUCUCUGGUGCAUGGAUCCUUUUUAGUUUUUGAAUAUGACAAGAGUAGUUGCCAUUUCAAUGUGACCAUAUUUGACAAGAGUGCAUCUGAGAUAGAGUAUCCUGUCAGUGUCACUAAUGGAGAUGAUAAGGAGAUUAACGAUCUCCAGGAAGAAAUCCAAGAGCCAAAAAUCAUUGAAGAAACUGAAAAUGAUUCAUAUGUUGAAACCUUGGAUGACUCCGUGCUCGGCCGAAAAAGAAAAGAAAAAGCACUAUUAUCAUCCCUUCAGCCUCAGAAGAUGAUGAAGGUUGAGAAUCCUACAGGAAACACAAGUUUGCAUUUUCCUGGAAAACAAGUUGAAGUUGAUUUUGUAGGAAAGAAACAAACAUCAGAUUGCAUUGCUGUGAGGAAAAAGCCAUUGACAACUCAGGAAAAAACCAAAGCUGUUCACAGAGCUAGCGUUAACUUCAAAUCUGAUAAUCCUUUUUUCUUGAUUGUAAUGCAACCAUCAUAUGUUCAUCCAGGAGAAAAAAUGAGUAUACCAGCAAGCUUUGCCAUGAAAUAUUUCCCCUUGAAGCAUACUAGUGAUGUCAACCUGAAUGGUUUAGAUGGAAGAACUUGGUCUGUUAAGUUCUACUUUAAUAAAGCAAGCAAUGGGCAACCGAUGGCGAAAAUUACUCGAGGUUGGAGGGUAUUUGCAGAAGACAAUUGUUUGGAAGUUGGUGAUGUUUGUGCCUUUGAACUGAUAAUGAUUCAGGGAGCUAAAGCUACAUUUAAAGUUACAAUUUUUCGAAACAAAAAAGGUGACAAGAUGAUAUCGAAAGAAGAAGAAGAAAGUAAUUCUCCUGGAGCCAUUGCAGCAGACAAAGGUUUCACUUCAGUGCAUCCAUUUUUCAAAGCAGUUAUUUCAUCCAGUUAUCUGGACACCAUGCACGUUCCACAGAACUUUAUCAGCAACAUCAAGCAAAGCACAGAGCGAUAAAAUUGCAGGUGGGAAACAAAUGGUGGCUGGUGAAGCUGAAUCUAUAUCCACAGUAUGGAAAAUGUACUUUUUCUGCUGGAUGGAUUGUAUUUGCAAGGGAAAAUUAUCUAAAGUUGGGAGAUGUUUG